GUCAAAAAUGAAUCAGGAAUUGAAGAGAAAAUUAAAUAUCCGGAACUGCAAAUUUCAGUUCAUUUCACAAUAAAAUAGCUGAAAUGCAAGAAAACAUUAAUGUCCGCCGUAUCGACGAUCGAGCAAGACAAAUUGUAGACGAGGCGUCCGUUAAUAUUGGGGUCGGGACCAAAAUACAUGUCGGGUGCGGAGCGUGCGCCAGUAGGCGUAAGGCGGCGCGAGCGCCGACCGCGCUGUGCCUCUGCUCGCAAACUUAUCGCCUCAUUUACUGAGCACGGGCUAAAAUUAACCGCUACCAGAUAAUCCUCUUGAAACAAUACAUGUGUAAAACCUUGUGUUAAAAGAGUUAUGUGAAAAUAUAAAAAAUAUAAAAGUGAUAUAUUUACUAAAUUAAUGUGAAAAAACAACAAGAGUCCGUGAUCUGGACACGGUACAGGAAGUAAAUAAAAUUUAUAUAGAAUUCACAUUAUAAAAAAAUGAAUCCACCGUCGGCAUUAUAUGGUAGCAUGAAUAAGGAGCGAAAGCCGUUUACUUAUACCCCUGGAGGACUAGAUUUGUCACAGAUCAAAUCAGAGCGUAUGGCCCAAAGAUUAUUGAGAAAUGCAAUGGACCAGGGUGUCCCAGAGCAACAGACGUCACAUCUGCAAUCGCCACCGACACCCACAGCACUAAAUGUGCCCAAUUUUAAUUGUUUACCGGUACAAGUCUUCCCAACUUUUCCUCUACCAUCGAAUCCGAAAUCAUUAUUAAAGACGAGAAGCAAUCAACAAAAGGAGCCAUGUUUACAAGAUAUACCGAAUUUGGAACAAUUAAAAACAAAUAGCAAUGGAAUUGGUUUAAAACAAUGCUUUCAAAACAACAAUAAAAAUAUAUCGAAUUAUAAUCAAUCGAAUAACGAAAACAAAAACAAUGAUCAGUCUUUACCAUUACAUGAAUAUACUCCGCCAAUAGUUCGAUCCUACCCGAGUUACGAAACUAGUGAAUAUGCAGAUGCAGGUUCUCCGAAAUGUUACUUGCCUACAGAAAAAGAAGUAAUAACCCCCGAAGAUAACCAGUACAAGUAUAAUGAUGAAAUCAUAAAAAAUAAAAGUAUAUGUGAACCUUCUGUAACAAAGACUUCAGAUACCUCGCUAAGACCUUUACUGACUUCGACUUACACAAUGGAAAAAAAUAUACCUGAAACAUUGGAAGAGAUGACGGGAACAGAAAAUAAUCAGGUGGAUAAUCAAGUAAAAGUCGUCAAGAAACAAAUUGAAACAGAAAACAAUACGGAAGAACAAAAUGGUGACGCGAACGUUGAAGCUGCUGUAACUAUUAAGUUACCUGGGAAAAAAUCUUCGGCUAAAACGGAGACAAAAGUGGAAGUAGUUAAAAACGUUCGGCCAGAUGGGUCUAUUGAGGAAGUUAAAACAACAACAACAAAGACGACUAUUGACGGAAAAACGGAAAUCAGGACUAAAACGGAGACAACUAUAAUACCAAAAGAGGAAGAAUAUGAAGAGGAAGAGUUUGUUGAAGAGGAAGAAGAAGAAGAAGAAAAUGAACAAGAGAAUGCAGUUGUUGAAGAAACUGCUGCAUCCAAUGAAGACCAAAGAGAAAAUAACGUAGAAAAUGACUCAGAAGUAGAUGAAGAUAUAAAACAGGAAGAAAAUGAAAAUUUGAGUCAAGAAGAAACUUCGGAAACGAUAAUAACAAAACAAGUAACAGUAACCCAGUCUGAACAAAAGCAGGAAAAUUCUGAAGAAACUGAAGAAGUUGAAGAAGAAGAAGAAAAAGAAGCUGAAGUUGAAAGUAAAAAUGAAGAAAAUCAGAUUGAAAAUAAUAUUAACGAUAAUAGAGAGGAAUCGGAAGAAGAUGCUGACGAUGAAGACGAAGAAAAGAUACACAUCAAAAAUGAGAAGAAGCAGGAACCUGAAGAAAAAGAUAUGGUCCAAGAAAACCAGGAACCUGAAGCUAAACCAGAAGAAGAACUAGAAGAAACAGAAACUGUUACGCCCGAAUCCGAAGAAACACGAUUGGAAGAAACAAUGAAAACGGAAGUUGAAAAAGAAAAAGAAGUUAUUACGGAUGAUAGCAAAAGUUUGACAAAUGUUAUAAAAGCAACGGUUGACAAUGAACCUUGUGAUAACGAGCAAUCCGAAAACAGUACUGUACAGUUCCAAGAUACUAAAUCGAGUAAUGAACAUAAAGAAGAAAUUAUUGUAGAAGUGCAAGUCUUGAAACCAAACUCACAGGAAACACAAGACUCUAAGAUUGAGAAUGAAGUUAAAUCGUCAUUGCCAUCAGAACGCAACAUACCUUUCAGAGAACCCUCAGCACCACUUGAGAAGGUCGAAGAUGUAGAAAUUAAACCAAUUGGUGAAAUAAUUUCCAAAACUCGCACAGAAAAUACCGAAAUUAUAACAUCUUCAUUAGAUAAACCCACUACUGGAUUAAGUACACAAACCGCGUAUAACAGAAUAGAAAAUAUUGUGACAGUAAAUAAAACAACCAAAACAUUAGACCACGCGUAUGACCAGCAUGCACCACUCGGCAUUCCGACUGUAAAAACAUAUUUCGCUCCUACAACAGAUAGGUUAACAACGUCUCCUUAUCAACCAGUUUAUACUCCUGAACCUCAAACUGAAAGAAGACACAGUUUACUGCUUGACCGGCUUAGUGUCGAUCGACAAAUACCAGCCGCAGAGCUUUACCAAAGUAAUUAUCAGACUUAUGAACAAAAUCAAUGGACACAAGAACCUCAAUCAGAAGUUUUAACUGUAAGUAAUGUGAAACCUAGUACAAUUACAAAGAACCAGCAAUGGUAUCAACAGACGAGAAAAGAAGAAGUUUCUUAUGAUUCAGCGCCAUCUCAUAGCGCACCCACUCAAGACUGGAGCACACCACCACAACAAAGGCAAACGCCGCAACCUUCUCAGACUCAGUUUCAAUAUCAACCGCAGACUCAACCAUCAUACAUUGAUAAACAAGACACUUUCACAUCUACAUUGAAUAAUUCUAAUGCCUUUCAACAGAGCACGUACCAACCAUCUUACACGCCUAAACCAACUAGCUGGGUAGGCAAUAAUGUCAACUUACCAAAAACGAUUCCUACGAUAAACAAACCACCGAGUCAGUAUUCAUAUGUAAACAAAGAACCUACAGAAACAUAUCAAACGCCGCCUCAACCUUAUUCAUCCUCUUAUAUUCCACCUCCAUGGGAACAAGAUUCCAACUAUGUACCGGAAAAUUUGAACCAAACUUACUAUACACCACCUCCAAGCAAUAAGUUUACCAGUAACGCUACUCCCGCUUGGACACCCAAGCCAACAAGUAAAUUCUCAAAACCAAAACCUACAUCGUACAUACCACCUGCACCGAAUCAAUCUUUCGUCAAACCAGUAACUGUGACCGAUCAACCGAAAUUGCCUGGCCGUAAAACAUACUACAGUGAAUAUGAAAGACGUUAUAUCUCAGUACCAGAAUCUACGUACAUACCGACAGAAAACAAGUUCCAAGCGCAGCCUGAUCCGUCGCCACAAUAUUACUACGAUAAUAACGAACCAAAGGAGAAUGUCGAGCAUGAAUGGCGAAAAGAGCUACGAGAAUUUUCGGAGAAAACACAGAGUCAGACUUUCACUGACCAAACAUCAGUAAAACCUCCAUGGGAAGAGGAUCCCAAGUACUACGCUCCUACAGUCACUACUGAAUACACUUCCACACCUACUUGGAGUCAAACCUUAAGACCGAGUUCAUGGCGCGAUAGGAGCUUUGAAUCGGAGUUCGGAAGAGCAAAAGAAUUAGCAAGAACAAACACGUUGGGCCGUGGAAGACCUCAGAGCUCAUAUGUGAAGAGCAACAUUAGUACUCCAAUCCCGGAGAGGACUCGUGGAGUUUCAGUGGAUAGAUACAAUCCAAAUAAUUAUAAGUCUCCAGUACCGUCUGAGUAUCCUCCAGUCCAGAGUCACACUUUAGACCCAACCGUUGGCGCGAAGACAUACCAUAACCCUAACGUACCAGCUUAUAACUCCCGAGCCUCUGCUGAACCUAGAGAGCAAACGGCAGCUUUUCCCCAACCACGGCACUACGCGGAAGCGCGGGCACCACCUCUGCAAUCAAGAUCCUUUAAGUACCUUCAAUGGAUAACUGGAACUGAAGAUUGAGCCAAAAAUAAAUAAUUAUAGUAGCUUAAGGUAUAUAGUAACAAAGUUCAAGAGAUGAAAUGUAAAUCUAGGAUGAUAAUUCCAUUUUUCAAGUUUGCUAAUUGAAAAGUGAGGAUAUUUCAAAAGAAAAAUAAUUGUUAUUUAUAUUUACGAAAAAGAACG
Molecule: messenger RNA, 4304 nt
Organism: Papilio machaon (common yellow swallowtail)
Lineage: Eukaryota; Metazoa; Arthropoda; Insecta; Lepidoptera; Papilionidae
Product: probable serine/threonine-protein kinase kinX
Exons: 4
Coding region: 477-4142 (1221 amino acids)
Source: RefSeq, a predicted model, not a curated record